This is a messenger RNA of Cornus florida, 2603 nucleotides long. Its product is annotated as cyclic nucleotide-gated ion channel 18-like. The record is from RefSeq and is a predicted model, not a curated record. Gene Ontology annotation, biological process: transmembrane transport; monoatomic ion transport. NCBI's taxonomy places the organism in Eukaryota, Viridiplantae, Streptophyta, Magnoliopsida, Cornales, Cornaceae. The transcript has 6 exons. The coding region runs from base 353 to 2446 and encodes 697 amino acids. Gene Ontology annotation, cellular component: membrane. Gene Ontology annotation, molecular function: monoatomic ion channel activity.
CAAUAUCCCUAAUUUGGCGCCCUUUAUGCCACCCGUUACAUUACAUAUUUACAUCAGCCGAAGUCCACGCACUUUCUCCCGUUUCCCGCGAAAAUCUCAACGGUCGAAAACCAAGCCCUAAACCAGAAGCCUUCCUUCCCUCUCACACCUCAACCUCCUCCCCUUCUGCAAUUCUCUUUCUUCAUCGAAUCAUCAUCAUGAUUAUCUUGUUUUUUCAGCCUUACAUAUCUUGUUUUUUCAGCCUUACUUUUUUUUUUUUUUUUUUGUAUAAUUAAUCUGACCCACUUUUCUAUCUCUCUCUACACUCUCUCUAAGCGGAAUCCGAUUAAUCCAUCGGAAUCCGCCAUGGAAGAUGAAUAGCAUAUUCACGAAGCCGUCGUCCCAAUUCCGCCCCAGCUGGCGACCAUCUUCGCAGCCCCAAUCUAUAUCCUCUAUCUUUCAAUGGCGAUACCAAAUCCUCGACCCCAACGAAGACAUCGUCACCAAAUGGAACUACACCUUCCUCAUUGCCUCCCUCAUCGCUCUCUUCAUAGACCCUCUCUACUUCUUCCUCCCAUAUGUAGGCGGAACAGCUUGCAUGACCACUCACACCGGUCUCAGUGUCGGCAUCACUUUUCUCCGAACCCUAACAGAUCUCUUUUACCUGCUCCACAUGAUCAUCAAGUUUCGCACCGCCUUCGUCGCCCCCAGUUCUAAAGUUUUUGGCAAGGGCGAGCUCGUCAUGAAUCCCCGUGAGAUCGCCAUCCGCUACUUGAAAUCGGAUUUCAUCAUCGAUCUGGCUGCUACCCUUCCUUUGCCUCAGAUUGUCAUUUGGGUUGUAAUACCAGCAACUAAAGAUUCCAGCUCUGAUCAUACCAACAACACUCUUGCUCUUAUUGUUCUCAUUCAAUAUGUCCCUAGAUUAUUUCUCAUUUUCCCUCUAAAUCAGCAGAUUGUUAAGUCUACUGGUGUUGUUGCUAAGACCGCUUGGGCUGGAGCUGCAUACAAUCUCCUUCUCUACAUGCUGGCCAGUCAUGUGCUAGGAGCUUCAUGGUAUCUCUCAUCUAUAGCACGGCAGCACUCUUGCUGGAGAAUGGAGUGUGCAAAGGAGAAGACAAAGAACCCCCCCUGCAUUCUGAGUUUUCUGGAUUGCAGCAGUUUGACACAAAGUAAACGGGAAAAUUGGCUGAAGUCCACAAAAGUAGUUGAGCACUGUGAUGCCAAAAAUGGUGAUACUUUUAAGUUUGGAAUGUUUGCAGAUGCUUUUACUAGCGAAGUUGCUUCAUCUCAUUUCAUUGAGAAGUAUCUUUAUUGCCUUUGGUGGGGUUUAAGAAAUUUAAGUUCAUAUGGACAGAAUAUAAAUACAAGCACUUAUCUUGGAGAGACAGUAUUUUGCAUUUGCAUAUGCAUUGUGGGUUUGAUUCUAUUCGCACAGUUGAUAGGCCAGAUGCAGAAAUAUUUGCAAUCUAUGUCGUUGAGAAUUGAACAAUGGAGGAUCAAGCGAAGAGACACCGAGGAAUGGAUGAAGCACCGUCAAUUACCUCUGGAAUUGCAAGAACGUGUUCGGCGUUUUGUUCAAUAUAAGUGGUUCGCCACAAGAGGAGUUGAUGAAGAAUCUAUUUUGCAGUCCUUACCCUUGGAUCUCCGUCGUGAAAUUCAAAGGCAUCUAUGUCUAAAGCUUGUUCGCCGUGUCCCAUUCUUCUCACAAAUGGAUGAACAGCUUCUUGAUGCCAUAUGUGAACGCCUUGUCUCAUCCUUGAGUACACAAGGCACCUACAUUGUUCGAGAAGGUGAUCCAGUAAAUGAGAUGCUGUUUAUUAUUAGGGGACAACUGGAAAGUUCCACAACCAAUGGAGGAAGGUCUGGAUUCUUCAAUUCCAUUAUCCUCGAACCUGGUGACUUCUGUGGCGAGGAAUUACUGACAUGGGCCUUGAUGCCUAAUUCAAGUCUAAACCUGCCUUCUUCAACUCGAACUGUCAGAACGCUUUCUGAAGUUGAAGGUUUCGCCCUUCAAGCUGAAGACCUCAAAUUUUUUGCGAAUCAGUUUAAGCGUCUGCACAGCAAGAAGCUCCAGCAUGCAUUCAGGUACUAUUCUCACCAGUGGAGGACAUGGGGUGCUUGCUUUAUUCAAGCUGCAUGGAGAAGGUACAGAAAGAGAAAGCUGGUAAAGGAGUUGGCUCUACACGAGCAUCCCUACAUGCCAAUCUCUGAUGGGGAAAGUGACUACAGUGAUGAGGCAACUGAUGGAAAUUACUAUGAUGGGAGUGGUGAGAGUUCAUCGAUGGAUAAUGCAACUCGUUUUCAGCAUCUUGGAGCUACAAUUUUGGCUUCAAAGUUCGCUGCAAAUACAAGAAGAGGGUUAAAGCAGAAGUUUCACGGGGCUGAUGCUGGUUCUUCCAGCCUAAAGUUGCCCAAGUUCUUUAAGCCGGAUGAGCCCGAUUUCUCUGUAGAAGGAGAAGAUGUUUAAUUUGUACAGGAGAUAAACAAUCAGAAAAAAAGGAAGAAAGGAGGCUAAUGAAGGUGAGUUGGGACCUAAUGAGAGGUGAGUGGGUCUCUCCUUGUAUGAAAGUUUAUGUAAAUUUACUAGUAGAGUAAAAAAUGAUAAUCAAUGUGAAUUCUUUUAU